Uloborus diversus is the source of this 3577-nucleotide messenger RNA. RefSeq names its product WASH complex subunit 2-like (gene FAM21). The record is from RefSeq and is a predicted model, not a curated record. Lineage: Eukaryota; Metazoa; Arthropoda; Arachnida; Araneae; Uloboridae. The coding region runs from base 242 to 3553 and encodes 1103 amino acids. The transcript is spliced from 27 exons.
ACACUGUUUUAGGGGAGUGUGUCAAGACAAGACAUCAGUAUUCAAGAUACGCCUCUUUAAUCACUCUUGUAAUUCUUUUCACUUCAGAUAGUCACAUGUUUUCAGCAUUUUGGAGUUAUUGACUGAGCUCUGUUGGUGAUUUAACUGCAUCGUGCAAAUAGAAAGCAUGUGUUUCUAAUACGAAGUUGUGCAAUGUUUCCCGAAUUUGGGGCAUCAUUAUACUUUCCUCGUGCAAGAAAUCAUGGAUGGUGAACAAAACCUUGAAAGCAAAGAUGAGAAACAACGGGCCUGGACAAUUGAUGAAAUUCGAAAAAACAGUGCCAAUUGGACUCUUGCUGGGGAUGUUGGGCUGUUCAACUUGCUCAAUGAAUUUUCUCACAACAUUAUAUCAAGAACACAUGAAGUCGAAAAUGCUGUUGAUUCAUUGGUCCAUCAAACUAAGAUGGCAUCUGUUAAAAUCAAUAACGUAAUAAAUGAUUUUCAUAUGCUGUCAAACUUGCAGUUUGUUGAAAAUAGAGUAUAUGAUGAGGAAGUACAAGAAACAGUUCCCGAAGAAAAACCUGUAGUUGAAAAAACUAAGGAACAAAAGGAAGCUGAAAUGUUGCCAAAAAUUGUAAGAGCAGUUGAACUAGGUUUAGCUGUAUUAGAUCAAGCUUUUGAUAAAAUUAAUGUUAAUGAAAUUUCUGACAGUGAUGAUGAAGACUUAUCUUCUGAAGGACGAACUAUUCUUGAGCCUAAGGAUCCUUAUGAGCACAGACCUCUGCCUUUCAUUAUUGGUUCAACAGAAUUUCAAAACUGUGAUCAUGCUGGUCUAAAAGAGUUAAUUGAAGAAGAAAUUGAAUCUUCUGUUGGAGAGGAAAGUAGCAUAUCUUCUGAAACAGAUGAAACAUCUUCUGAUGAGGAAGAACCACUGCCAGCAGAAGAUGAAAAGUUUUCUAACAUGCGAAAUCAUAAGUUCCCUGCUCAAAGUAUUAGUGAUAGACUCUCUUCUAGUGAAGAAUCUGAGCUUUUUGGCUCAGAAAAGGAGGACAAUGAUUUUGCUUAUGAUUCUUCUUUUGAGAGUAAAAAGAAAGAAGGGAGAAACAUACAACGAUCCGAUAUUGAAGUUAAAGUUGAGGUUAAAGUUGAAGAGAAGGAAACUAGACAAAAUUCCAUUUCUUCCUUGCAGUCUAAACUUAAUUUACCACAAGUGCUACCGGUGAAACAGAAGGAAAAAGAUCUUUUUGCUCAAGAUGAUGAGAUUUCUGAUGAAGAGUCACCAUUUCGGAAAAAAAGCAGUUUAUUUGCUUCUGAUGUCAACUUUGGGGGAGAAAAAGAUGAUAUGUUUGAUGGGGAUUUAUUUGGUGAAAGUAUUAAGAAAACUGAAAAAGUUCAAAAAACUGAAAGUCCAAAAGUAUCUCACAUUCCUAACAGCGCUCCUCCAGUUCCCCAGGCUAAGCAAUUGGAUUUGUUCGCAAAUGAUGAAGACAGUGAAGAUGAUAUCUUUAAUACACUAAUGAAGACCAAGAAGCCCACUUCAAAAGGAAGCAAUGCUGGGAGUCAAGACUUAUCUGAAAAAGCAGAGAGUUCAUCCACUCCUUCAUCUGCACCAUCAACCAAGCCAUCUGGGAAUGCUUUUGACUUUGCAACAGGAGAUAGCAAUGCUGAUUCAUUGUUUGGAGAUGAAUCUGAUGCUGAUGAUUUGUUUACGAAGAAAAAGCAAGCGAAAAAAUUUGAUUUUGAUGCUUUUGAAGAUGAUGAUGAUUUGUUUGGAAUAACUAGCAAUAAAACUGCAAAAAAACCUGAGGUCAAGAAGCCAAGCAAACCUACAGAAAAGAAGUUAUCAUUAUUUAGUGACAGUGAUUCUUUUGAUGAAACAAAUACUCAAAGUAAGCCUUUUGCUAAUAAACCUAUAUCACUGUUUGAAGAUAGUGAUUCCUUUGAACCAUCUAGUCAGAGUAAACAGCCUUCAACUAAAACUGUAUCAUUAUUUGAAGACAAUAAUGUUAAGCAAUCUACAGAUGACGUCAAAAAACCAAUGCCUUCAAAACAAGCAAAGAAAGUUAAAAGCUCAUUUUUUGAAGAUAGUGGGAGUGAUCAGGAAACUAUAUCAGCUCCUAAGUCAGUGCUAACAAAUGUAACCUCAAAAGUGCCACAGAAAAGCUUAUUUGAUGAUGAUGAUGAGGAGGAUGUCAAUAUAUUUAGCCAAAUUAGCAAAAAACCUACUUCAAAGGAUACUGUGCCUGUAGAAAAGAAGCAGGAAGAUUCAAAGAAACUUACAUCGGUCACAAAAAAACCCAUUGAUUCCAUUUUUGAUGAAUCAUUAAAGACAAAUGUCAAGCCCACAAGUUCAAAUGAAGUGCCUAAAUCCGGUGAUGUAGGACUGUUUGGUAAUGUACCAGUUGAGAAAGAAGAGUUUUCACGUGCAAGCAACAAGAAAAAUGAUACUAAAAAAUCAUUAUUUGAGGAUAGUGACAAUUUCGACCUUUUUGCUCCUAAAAGCCCUAAAAAGAAGACAGAGCCAGUUGAUAAAACUUUGCAGUUGCCGCAACCUGAUAAAGUCUCUCUUCCAGAAAAAACCGAUGAAUUUGAGUCAUCCGACUUAAAAUCUAAACCAAGUACAUCCAUAUCAGCACCAUCAAAUAUAGAUGAUUCCGGUGUUGAUUUUGAUACACCUAUUGACAGCAGCAAAACAUUAAAUGUCAUUGGAAAAGAUAGAGUGAAAGUGGCUGUGAAGAGGAGAUUGCCAUCUAGAAAAGGACGUUUAGCAGCUUUAGAAACUGCAGAACAGGAAAGGAAGAUUGAGGAACCAAAACCUCAAAGUACAGAAAAAAAUCCUAUCCCACCAAAAGAUGAACUGUUUUCGGAACCACCCAAGGCAGCACCGCCAUCUACAGGUACUAGUUACAAAGUCGAAGAAAAGAAAAAGAUGGAUAUCAUGUCUCAGUUGAUCAGUGAAGUUAGUGCUUCAAAAGUUGGUAAAAAGAGUCUUUUCCAAAACGAUGCAGAUGAUGAAGAAGAAGUGGAUAUUUUUGCAGAGGCUGCCGAUCGGAGCCAAACUAAAAAGCAAAGUUUCUCGUUUUUGCCUCCCAAAGAAAAUAGCAUUGAUUCUGGUUUCCUUAACGAAACUAAAGGAAGCUCAGAAGCUAAAUCAAACACAACAGAAAUAGAUGAUGCUGAAAAUGAUGACUUUUUUGUUGAGCCUUCAUUUAAAACCUUCAGAUCCAGUGUGUCACGUGCAGAUUCAGUGCUAAACAUGAGUGAUGAUGAUGAUGAUUUAUUCAGUGCUAUCAAGAGCAGUGCCAUACCUCAAGCAAAAACAGACGGGAAUGAUGUGAAUGAUUUGCUAGAUGAUUCUGACAUUUUUGCUGACAUACAAAAAGAGAAAUAUGAGUUAUUUCCAACUCAAUUGUAUGAUAAUGAAGAUGAUGAUGAUAUUUUUGGAAGCAUAGAACCGACAACAAAUGAUAAAUUUGAUAAUGCAACAAACAAAAACAAAACUGUAAAGAAAAUUGAAACCCAAAAGGUUGAUGCUUUUGAAGACCCUCUAACAGGAUUACUUAGUGAAGAUUGAUGUCAAAAAAAAAAAAAAAAUAAA